AUGGAGUCCAUGGUCAAAGAAUGGACGGUAUUCCUUGACCGAUGCUUGAAUCAGCGCGUGCAGACCGACUUGUUCGAUACUGCAACUGCACAACUGUACCGGAAGUCGCCUCUGCCCGGACGCAAGCUCGCUGCACUUCUUUUGAAGCCCCGGUCUCCAAAUGCGAGCAGUGUGGACCCCCGCGUGAUCAUCUAUCUCGAGCGCCUACUAGCGCUGAAGAAGGUCGACGCGUCAGACGCCCUGUCAGCAACGUUCUACUAUUCCAAGGACCGACUGCACAAGACUGGUGACGACUCGUUAGAAAAACCGCCAAGAUGGUGCAACUCGCCCGAGCUGGAGGAGCUUGUGUGCCAUCGCCUUCAGAGAGCAUUUGCCGCCGAGGAGCGCCCUGUGAAUAACACAGAAGGGCUGCAAACGCUGAUGGUCGUCACGAGAUGGAUGCAGGCUAUGGUGACUUCUCACACCAGCAACACCAUGAUGCAGGUCAUGACAGGUAUCUCACAGCAUCCACAGCAGCACUCUAUCAAUGUUCGUGAAGCCUUGGGCGUGCUUGUUGUUGGCCUCAUUGAAAAUUCGAAGAUCCUGAUGAUCCUGAACCACUCCACAGCAAAAGAUCUACGCAAGCGUUUGGCCCAAUCGCUGGCAUCGUUCGUACCGUUUUUGUCUCAUAACUCCCUGGGCUCACAAUCGUCACUGGAGAUUGCCAAUAGACUGGAGAUGUCGCAGAAGCAACACGACCUCUACGAAAAGCCAGCGACAAUCGACGGUAUGCAAAGCGAGAACACAAACCUCGAGGUGGCUGCCCUGCAACUCGAUGCGGUCAUGGACCUGCCACUGGUAUCCACAAGAGCUGGUCUCUACGUAUUCUUCAAUUCAUUGCUUGUUGCUCGUCCGCUUACAGAUGAAUUUACCAUCAUCAACUAUUUGCAUUCAAAAUACAAGAUCGAGCCCCAAAACAUGGCAACAGACCUGGUCACCGCUUCUUUCGAUAUCCUUGCGAAUGCGAUGUACCGCAGCGAGCCGAUGUCAACUAUGUUUUGCCUUAAAUCGUUCUUGAUAAACAAGGUCCCUGUACUGCUGUCGCAGCUUUCGGGAUCGAUCUUCCCAUUGACACCGGAGAUCAGCAUCUCACAAGCCCUCAGCCACAUUGAUCCUAAUGCUUUCCCGGCGUUUUCGCAGGGGUUCGAUGACAUCAUGGGCGGCAACAGCUCGCUCUCUGAUGUGAGGCAGGACUUCUUGAAUGCUUGUGCUUUGCACGGACACAUCACUACCGGCACUGUCGAGCGACUUCUUGGAGAACAUCCAGUCCAGGGCCCACCAGCGAACAGAUACGAGAAGAAAGCACUGCUGGACCAGUGUAAGAAUAAUUUCGAUAAAGUCAACGCCUACAUUGACGAGAUGGAGAAUCUUGACGGCAACGCGGGCGCCAUUGUUGGUGCUGUCACUGAGUUCAUUGCGCAUCUCUGUGAGACUCAAGUCACGAUGCACUUGAAGCAAAUCUGUAAUCUUCUGUCGAAGAAGCCGCAGUGUCUGGACGUGAUGUUGCAAUUCACAUCGCCAGCAAGCAUCCUGCGUCCUCUUUGCGAAUUCCUCGACGACUGGCACUACGACAAUGACCAAGGAGAAUACCAACCCGUGUACGACGAGUUCGGGGCGAUUCUUGUCCUGAUCAUGGCUUUUGUAUACCGCUAUGAUCUCUCGCAUGCUGAUAUUGGAAUCAGUCAGGAAUCGUUCAUUGCGCGACUGAUCCAGUACGGCAGCCACAGCAUUGCCCCAGACGAUCUGACAGACGACCAGGGUAAACACCUAGCCGGCUGGCUGAAGGGACUCUACGAUUCUGGAAACGAAGGGCUCAGCAACGAUGUGUUUGCUUCAUGUCGCCCGCAGGACUUCUACCUGAUAGUGCCGACGUUCUUCAGUCAGACCGUCAUGGCGUGUUCGGCUGGUGUCUUGUCACACGAGACUGUGAAAGCCGGACUGGAAUAUCUCGGGGAGACAUUCCUGUUGCCUUCGCUGAUUGGAGGAUUAAGCUGGAUGGCCAGCCAUGCUCUCAAACAAACGCACAACGAUCUCGACGCCAUGAUGAAGAUCUUCCACGAUGCGAUCCUCACAAUGCCCUCAAGUGGAGACGCACAAGCCAUGCACUCCACGAUCAUCGCGAUGGUAUCGAGCCGUCUGGAGAAGUGCUUUCGCACGCUGCAGCGACGCGACACGACUCGAACCAACAUCGAGCCUCUGUUGCAGGCUAUCAAACCUAACGCCCACUACGAUCGCUCGGUGUAUGCCUCGAUCCGGGAGCUGGAGCAGUGGACAAACGCACCAAACAGCACUCUGAACACAGCCCUACGGCACACGGUGCAGCAACUGGCACAGUGGGCCUCUACUGCCGCCAUCAACCCGAAUCCGCCAAGCUACACGCAUCGCCAGAUAUACGCGUCGUGCAGCACGCUUGGUGUGUACCAGACCGUGCGUGCAAUCAUAGACGAAGUCAGAGCACAGACGGAGGCUGGCAACGGCGCAGCUGCGUUGGAUAUUGGUGUGUCGAUCAUCUGCGCGCCGACCGUUGAAGACAGCCCCAUACCGGUGGACUGGAUAGGGAGCUCAAUCCCUGCGCCGGCGCCGGCACGCAGCGGGAUGAACCUGCGCGAGAUGCUGAAGCACGUGUUCGACAACGCCGCGCCUCUGGUCGCGACAGAUCCUUCGAGUGCAGAAGCAAUCGCGCGCCUGCACCGACGCGUGGAGGCACAGCUCGCAUCGAUCGGCCAAGGAAGCCUUCAACCGCCGGUUCUAACACUCCCCAACGUGAGCAUCAACGACAUGCAAGCGCAGACAAUCAACGACGACAUCAGCAAAGCCAUGGAGGACGCGGCGAAUGCGUCUCUCACUAACGAUCUCGACCUGCAGAGCAUGGACAAGAAGGCGCUGGAGCAGAGCAUGGAAGACCUGGCCGGCACAGGAGGGCUGGAUCUGUCGAGCAUGGGCAUGGAUGCUGGCGACGACCUGGCUGGCGACCUGACUGGCGAGAUGAACGCCAACCUGGGCAGCCUCCCAGACCUCGACCUGAGCGACAUGAACAGCAUGGGCAUGGACAUGGACAUGAACAUGGGAGGGGGCGGUGACGACGACUGGGGGCUGGACUUUGACAACAUGUAG
Messenger RNA from Didymella exigua CBS 183.55, 3153 nucleotides. RefSeq names its product Med5-domain-containing protein. Gene Ontology annotation, biological process: regulation of transcription by RNA polymerase II. Gene Ontology annotation, molecular function: transcription coregulator activity. The record is from RefSeq and is a predicted model, not a curated record. NCBI's taxonomy places the organism in Eukaryota, Fungi, Ascomycota, Dothideomycetes, Pleosporales, Didymellaceae. Gene Ontology annotation, cellular component: mediator complex. The transcript is spliced from 7 exons. The coding region runs from base 1 to 3153 and encodes 1050 amino acids.